UACUGAAAAUCUUUACUUGUCAUUUGUAUACAGUGUGGAGCAUGUGUUUCCAAAAAAUUAAAAGUCUAUCUUUCUUAAGAUAAAAGAAAUGUGAAAAACAUUUAUCGUUAUAUCCAUUAGAAGAUAUUACGCAUUCCAUACCUCAGCAUUUCUGAAAGUGGUCAACUUCAUUGAUCGAUUAUAUUGCCGUGGUUAUAGCAUCUGAACUAAGAGAAUGGAUGUACCAGAGGGCAUACUGAUUGGUUUCGGCAAUCCGCUACUGGACAUAACCACCUUUGUGGAAGACACCGUGCUGCUGGAGAAAUACGAUCUGGAGCCUAAUGCAGCAAUAAUAGCCGAGGAUAAGCACCUGGCGCUCUUCGACGAGCUAAUGAACCAGGAGAAUGUGCAGUACUCGGCCGGUGGUGCCUGCCAAAACUCUAUGCGCAUCUAUCAAUGGAUUUUGUGCAAACCCUUUCGGGCUAUCUUCUUUGGCGCCGUGGGCAGGGACAAGUUUGGGGAUACAAUUGGGAAGCGUGCACGCAGCGAUGGCGUUGAGACACAAUACCAGGUCAGGGAGGAGGCGCCAACGGGUACCUGUGCGGUCAUAAUUUCGGGACAGGAUCGCUCCCUUGUGGCUAACUUGGGCGCAGCCGCUCUAUUCACUGAGGACUGGCUGGACAUUGAAGAGAAUGCGUGCAUUUUGGAGCGCGCUAAAUUUUUCUACGCAACCGGCUUUUUUAUGGCCGUCUCUUCAGCUAGUGUUCUGCGCAUCGCCCGCCUGUCUAGCGAGACGAAUCGCUUUUUUGUGCUAAAUUUUAGUGCCGUUUUCGUGCUGCAAACGCACAAGAAGAAUAUGGACGAGAUCCUGCCCUACACGGACAUGAUCAUUGGCAAUAAGCAGGAGGCGUUGGCCUAUGCCGAGUCUCACGAUUGGAAUACCACAGACAUCUUUGAAGUUGGCCGUCGCCUGCAAAGCCUGCCCAAGGCGAAUAUGCGACCACGCAUUGUAAUGAUAACGGAUGCCUUCUGUCCGGUUCUGUGCUUCCAGGAUAAUGACAAGAUACUCGAGUAUCCAGUGCCCAAAGUCGAUCAGGAGAACAUUGUUGACACGAAUGGCUGUGGCGAUGCCUUUGUCGGAGGCUUUCUCUCACAAAUUGUUCAGCACAUGCCGAUAGAUUAUUGCAUCCGUACAGGUAUCUUCGCCUCGCAGCAGAUCCUGCGCGUCGUUGGCGUCCAGGUCGAACAACUGCCCAAGUUUCGCGAUAGUUGCAUUUGAGAGACACAUGCUCCUUAACGAAAUUUAAAAGUAUGUUUUAAAUAAUAUUUUCAUCAAUAAAUGGGAGGUAUAAAAUGUA
This is a messenger RNA of Drosophila grimshawi, 1337 nucleotides long. RefSeq names its product adenosine kinase (gene Adk1). Gene Ontology annotation, molecular function: adenosine kinase activity. Gene Ontology annotation, biological process: purine ribonucleoside salvage. Gene Ontology annotation, cellular component: nucleus; cytosol. The coding region runs from base 215 to 1258 and encodes 347 amino acids. Lineage: Eukaryota; Metazoa; Arthropoda; Insecta; Diptera; Drosophilidae. The record is from RefSeq and is a predicted model, not a curated record. The transcript has a single exon.